ACAAAGGUAAAGCAGUGAAUUUAAGAAUAGAACAUGCUCAUAAUUAUGCGAAUAGAAUCAAAUGCCUAAAACUUUCUUCAUUAUCAUUCAUUCAUACUACUCAAAGGUAGGAAACAUCAUAAUUUAGCAAAAGAAAGGGUUUAGAUCUAACAUGAUCACUGCUAUUGUAUAUUUGUACAUUCAAAGAGGUAGCAAAUGAUUGUUAUGAGAUAUAAGAACUCUGUGGAUAACCAUAGAGAAAUGGGGUUGAUAGUGUAUUCCAAUCAUCAACAAUACACAUUACUCUACCAUCAGCAGUUUCUUACACAGUGAUUUGUAUCUCUGGAAGUUGUUAAACGGUGGACAUUUUGUUUUGUACGAACGUUGUGGAUGAGUAUUUUUAGUCAAAUAAAGUUAUAUUUAAUUAAUUUGUUUAGUUGUAUCAUAAUGAUAACGAUUUUCCAUUUUAACCUUUUUUGUGAACUAUUUUCCUGUUACAGAGUUUGCAAACAUAAAUCAUAGUCAACCCCUAAUUUGCUCAACUUAGUAAGAAAUUGGAGUUUUUGUUUUUGAUUUGGUCGUGUUUCCGUUAUUUUCUGCAUGCCAAAGCUUAUUCUGAUUCUAACAACCAUAUUCACGUCACACUCUCCAAUCAUAAUGCCAAUCUCAUCACCCAAACAACCCUUCCUCGUAAUCAUCACAAUCACUAUCUUCUUCUUACAGAGCCCAGGUCCAGUCCCAAUCAUCGCUCGAGAUGCCCACGUCAUCAAUUUCCGAUCAUCGAAUCUCUACCCGGAAUCCCUCGCAUGGGAUCCCAUCAUGCAGCACUUCCUCCUCGGGUCCCUCCGACAACGGGUCAUAACCGCCGUCUCGGACUCCGGCAUUGUCGAAACCUACAUCUCCGACACGGACCUUCCCGAAGAUGUCUCCAUCCUCGGCCUUGCCGUCGAUACCCCGCGCAACCGCCUCCUCGCCGUCGUGCACUCGUACCCUCCCCUCCCUCCGUUCAACGCCCUCGCCGCCUACGACCUCCAGUCCCGCCGCCGCCUCUUCCUCAGUCCCCUCCCCUCCGAAGGCCUCGACGCCGCCAACGAUGUCGCUGUCGAUUACAGUGGCAACGCCUUUGUCACCAACUCCGGUGGAAACUUCAUCUGGAAGGUCACCGCCGACGGUUCCGCCUCGAUCUUCUCCAGAUCGCCGAAGUACUUGGAGGAGACAAACAAUCCGGCGGACGACGACGGCUCACGUCAUGAUUACCUAGGGUUGAACGGAAUCGCUUACGUGAACAAGGGUUACCUCUUAGUGGUGCAAUCGAGCACCGGGAAGGUUUUCAAGGUGGACGCGGAAGACGGGACGGCGAGGAAGGUGUUGGUAAAAGAGGAGCUGGUGGGCGCUGAAGACAUCGCGGUGAGGAGUGACGGGGUGGCGGCAGUGGUGGCACCGAUGAAGAAGCUGUGGUUGUUGAAGAGCAUGGAUAGUUGGUCGGAGGGAGCGGUGUUCGACAAGGUGGAGGUGAAUGUGCGGCGGUUUCCGACGUCGGUGGUGGUGGGACAUAAAGACAGGGUGUAUGUGUUGUACGGACACGUGGAUGAAGGGAAGAUGGGGGAUUCGGGAAGAGAGAGUUUUGGGAUUGCUGAGUUGCGAUCCAAGGGUGAAGACGAGAGUGUUUGGAUCUUCGUGCUUAUUGGUUUGGGCUGCGUUUAUUUUUUCUUUUGGAAGUACCAAAUGGCUCGCCUUGUCAGGAAGAUGACCAAGGUCAAUUGACUCUCACCUCUUCUUAAUUGCCUCAUUGCACUUUUCAAAUUUCAUUUUUCCAAACACUUUCUUAUGUCUGUUCUUCAAUUCAACCCCACGUUUUGUGUAUAACAAAAUUGUUGUUAUUGUUUUUUCUCCACAGAUAAAAUCAAAUGUAAAUCUAACAAGAUUUGAAAGUACACAUGAUCACCCAAUACCAAAUCCCUUUAUUUUUUUUCAAUUCUCUA
This is a messenger RNA of Vigna unguiculata (cowpea), 1961 nucleotides long. RefSeq lists its product as uncharacterized. NCBI's taxonomy places the organism in Eukaryota, Viridiplantae, Streptophyta, Magnoliopsida, Fabales, Fabaceae. Gene Ontology annotation, cellular component: endoplasmic reticulum. The record is from RefSeq and is a predicted model, not a curated record.